AUGCCUGCCGACCGCACCAGCAGCGCAGCCAGCUUCGCCGAGGCACAGGCCCUUGGCCUCCCGCUCUCGUCGCACGGCGCGCGGCACGCUCCCUCCAUCGCCCGUGGCCUGGCCUGCCAGACGUGCAGGAAGCGCAAGCUCAAGUGCGACGGCGCCAAACCGGCGUGCGGUGCCUGUGCGAGGAGCGCCACCAUCCACGGCGACGACGUCGACGUCCUCGUGUGCUCGUACGACGACCCGGCCGUCAAGAAGAAGCGCGCGUCCCCGACGAGCGCCGCAAAGGUCGCCGCCCUCGAGGCAGAAGUCGCCGAGCUCAAAGCCGCCCUGUCGCGUACGCGCCUGACGAGCCCGCCGAGCAGUUUCGCCCCGACCUCUGCCCCGACCGACUUCUCGCCCGUCGUACCGCCGCCUGUCGCCGGCCAACCCUUCCCAUAUCUCCCCAGUCCCGACUCGUCCUUCCACCCGUUGUCGGCGACCUAUCAGCAGCAGCAGCAGCAGCACGUCCCGUACCUGCAGCAGCCGACUGCCGCCGGUCCUUCUCGCCAGAGCCGCCCGGCCACCUCGUCGAGCCGGUCCUGGUGCGGCGGCGUGCCGCCCGACCCGUCGUCUUCCGCCGCCGUCGCCGCCGUCGCGACCGCGACCGAGUACGGCUCGACGAGCGGCGCGUCGCCGCCGUUCACGCCGCCGUCGGACCCGCUCUUCGACCUGUUUUACCCGGGCUGGCCGCGCGACCUGCCCGUGCCCGAGGUCACGCAUCGCCUCAUCGACGUCUACUUCGCCAAGCCGCACAUGUGUCGAGACGUCGUCAACGAGGUCAAGUUCCGCACGGCCAUGACGCUGCCGCCGACGAGCGACGGGUUCCCGCACACGGCCCUCAUCCACAUCAUGUGCGCCAUCGCCGCCCUCAUGGUCCCGGACGACUACCUCAAGGGCGAGACGUACUGGCGGUCGGCGAGCAAGCCCGUCGAGUACCACCUCGCGAGGUGCAAGCUGUCGCUCGGCGCCAACCUCGGCUUCGGCCCGCUCUUCCAGACGGUCCAGGUCCACGGCCUCCUCUGCUACGUCCUGUACACACAGGCGCGAUGGAUCGAGCUCUGGCAGACGUGCGGGCAGGCGACGAGGAUCAGCACCCCCUUGGGCCUCAACCACGUCCGCGCCGCCAACGACGUGCCGCAGGGCCAGGGCGCGCACUUCAAGGGCCACCUGCUCCGCAAGACGGACGACGACGACGAGCUCAACGAGCGAGCGGCGACCUUCUUCAUCUGCCUGUUCGCCGACCGGUGCGCCUCGGCGAGCACGGGCUGGCCCUGCUCGAUCUCGGACAUCGACAUCACGACCGUCAUCCCGACGCUCGGCGCGCCUUAUCCUCGCGGCGACGCCCUCACGGCCUCGCCCCUGUCAAUCCACAACCCGUCGUUCUUCGUCCAGCAUCCGCCGCACCUCGUCGGCCCGCAGCAGCUCUACAGCAAGGCCGUCGUCCUCCUCGGCAAGACGUGCCAGUUCAACGCGCGCGCGCCCUACAUCGCGACCACGUCAGGCGCCGGCUCGGCGCUCAACGACGCCAUCUCGGACCUGCGCUUGACCGACGCGUUCAAGCGCACCGACUCGAUGAUUCGCGGCUUCAUCGCGUCGAUCCCGCGCGGGUACCAGUUCCAGCACCGGCCGCUCGGGAGCGGCGCGGCCGACGUCCUCACCGAGACGCGCCUGUGCCUCGUGCACGGCAUGGCGCACGCGAGCAUGAUCCUCCUGCACGAGCCGUACGUCGCGACGCUCGACGACAACGAGCCGAGCCUGCGCCAGUGCGUCGCGAGCGCCAACGAGAUCUUGCGGUCCAUCUUCCUCAUCCUCGGCACGAGCUACGAGAUUGCCCUCUUCUCGCCCUUCAUCUCGUACUGCUGGGCCUGCGCCGGACGCACCUUCAUCCGCCAGAUCGGCAUCAAGCAGGUCAAGGGCGUCACGUACGGCGUCGACGAGCUCCGGAGCAACGUCGAGACGAUCCUCGUCGUGCUCAAGGCCCACCGUACCCCGCUCGGCGACAACACGCACGACACACUCAAGCUCCUCCUCGACAGCCCGAUGAGCUGUCUGCCGCGCCCGUUCCUCUCGUUCGCCGAGACGGACGGGCGGUUCCUCAUGUGCCACGAGCCGCUCUCGCCGACGCCGCUCCACGAGCAGCUCGGCACGGCGGCAGCUGCGGCGGCGACGGCCGCAGGGAACGGCGGGCCGUGGCAACAAGGAGGAGGAGGAGGCGGCGGCAUCGUCGAGUCGCCCGACGGCCCGCGCUUCUACGAGCUGUCGAACGGCUCGAGCAGUGUGUCGCCGCCCGGCUCGGGCUUGGGCUCGGCGCCGAGCGUCGUCCACAGCCAAGGCAGUGUCAUGGACGCCGACAGUCUGAGCGGAUACGGCGGCAGCGGCGGCGGUGGCGAGCCGCCAACGCCGAGCUCGUUCGCGACGCGGUACGGUGGCGAGGGCGGCGGCAUGGACGUGCCCGUCGACGCGUACCUGCAGGCCAAGGCGGUCGGUGGCGAGACGGCUUUUACGAUGGCGAGCCCGGGCGACUGGUACGCCGGGCAGAACCUGCAGGGGCUCGAGCAACUGCUCCAGCUCCAGUGA
Messenger RNA from Rhodotorula graminis WP1, 2613 nucleotides. RefSeq lists its product as uncharacterized. Gene Ontology annotation, cellular component: nucleus. The transcript is spliced from 7 exons. NCBI's taxonomy places the organism in Eukaryota, Fungi, Basidiomycota, Microbotryomycetes, Sporidiobolales, Sporidiobolaceae. The record is from RefSeq and is a predicted model, not a curated record. The coding region runs from base 1 to 2613 and encodes 870 amino acids. Gene Ontology annotation, biological process: DNA-templated transcription; regulation of DNA-templated transcription. Gene Ontology annotation, molecular function: DNA-binding transcription factor activity, RNA polymerase II-specific; DNA binding; zinc ion binding.